AUGUCUGACCAGGGUUCAGAAACCUCAGAACGACGUGUUAUGCCUCACAUCCGACUGAAUUCGGGCAGCCAGGACCCGUUCAUCAAAACUAAUGAGGGCUACACGCCGCUCAACACGCGGGUAUUGCCGCGGCCGCUGACGCCGGCUCCCGAUCUAGGCAUGGCAGUGGGUGCUCAGGGCAUGUCGCCGUAUGGCGCUGCCAUGGCGCCGGAAUCCUCAGAGUUCCUGCUGCCACCCAAGCUGCGGCCAACACAGGGAGUCGACUCGGAGCGGCCACGAUCACCCGACCGUUGGUCCGCGGGUCGCUCGAGUAUGAGCUCAAUCAGUCGGGAUAGUGCGUUUGUAUUCAGCCCAUGCGAGGACUCGCGGGCACCAUCACACUCUGAGAGUGACGAAUACGAUGUCAACACGCAGACGGUGUCGGAGAAGUUCAAUAUUAUGCCGACAGAUGGCCUGCUGUUGUUCCCUGAGGACGUGGAGAAAGACGACUAUCUGCAUAAUCCAGACCCAGCCGACAAGGACCGCGACUGUGAUAUCUGCAAUCGACGAGGGAUCGUCAACGUCGGUGGCCUCGCUUUCUUGACAUUAGGCAUUCUGACCCUAUUCAUCGGCUAUCCUGUCAUAACGUGGGUCAAGGGAAUGCUGAGUCCGGAAGGCAACUGCAAACCUGGCGACACCCUAUGUUUGGAUGUGGGCGAGCGGCCAUUGUUGAAUAACAUUCGAAAGGGCUUGAUUGACCCUGACACACCGAAAGAAGCCAUGACCAAAAUAUCUGAGGAUGGCAAGGAGUUGAAGUUGGUGUUCUCGGACGAGUUCAACAUGCCUGGUCGCACGUUCUAUGAUGAUGACGACCCGUUCUUCCAAGCCGUCGACCUCUGGUAUGGUGUCACGGCUGAUAAAGAGUGGUAUGAUCCCGACGCAGUGACUACGACCGAGGGAGUCCUCCAGCUCCGCUUCGACCACUUCGAGAACCACGAGCUACAAUACCGGUCCGGCAUGGUCCAGAGCUGGAACAAGCUUUGCUUUAAGGGUGGUCGUCUCGAAGCCAGUAUGUCACUCCCGGGUGACGGACACGUCGAAGGGUUUUGGCCCGGUUUCUGGGCAAUGGGCAACCUGGCUCGUCCUGGGUUUGCUGCAACAACAGAUGGCAUGUGGCCGUACAGCUACCACGACGGAUGCGACGCCGGUAUCACGCCGAACCAAAGUUCUCUGGACGGCAUCAACUGGCUGCCGGGCAUGCGUUUGCCUGGAUGUACUUGUCCUGGGUCUGACCAUCCGUCGCCUGGACAUGCGCGUAGUGCUCCGGAAAUCGAUGUGAUCGAAGGCAGCACUGCUCCAUUGGAUGGAAAGUCAGGACUGUAUGUCGGAAGUGCGUCACAGAGUUUACAGACGGCGCCAUUCGAUCUCUGGUACAUGCCUGACUAUGAUUUUGCCGCUGUCUACGAUCCCCGUGUCACGGAAAUCAACACUUACCGCGGUGGCGUCUACCAGCAAGCCCUGUCUGGGUUGACCAACCUGAAUACGCGGUGGUACAACGGCACAGAGUACCAAGUGUACGCAUUUGAGUACGACCCCGGCGCCAAAGGCCAUGUGACCUGGUUUGUUGGUCCCGAAAAAACAUGGACACUAGAUGGGCGAGCCAUUGGGCCGAACGGGAAUAUCGGACAGCGCAUGAUCCCGCUGGAGCCAAUGUCUCUGGUGAUGAACCUGGGCAUGGCAGACAACUUUGCGCCCCAGAACCACACCAUUCGCGAGUACAUGCCAGCGUUCCUGCGCUUUGAUUAUGUCCGCAUUUACCAGGACCCUGACGACGAGAGCGUCACUUGUGACCCGCCGGGCUACGAGACUACCGACUACAUCAAGGCGCACAAGAAGGCGUAUGAAAACCAGAAUCUGACCACCUGGGAUGAUGCUGGGUACCACUGGCCCAAGAACGACUACAUGCACAAGUGCUAG
Molecule: messenger RNA, 1956 nt
Organism: Penicillium alfredii
Lineage: Eukaryota; Fungi; Ascomycota; Eurotiomycetes; Eurotiales; Aspergillaceae
Product: SKN1/KRE6 family beta-glucan synthesis-associated protein
Exons: 6
Coding region: 1-1956 (651 amino acids)
Biological process (GO): fungal-type cell wall organization; (1->6)-beta-D-glucan biosynthetic process
Cellular component (GO): plasma membrane; endoplasmic reticulum membrane
Molecular function (GO): glucosidase activity
Source: RefSeq, a predicted model, not a curated record